UUUAUUAAGUUAAUAGAAUAGUCAUUAAUUUAAUUAUUCAUAAAAUCAAUAGAGUAUAUAGGAUUGCAGUAAAAAAGUAUGAUUAGGAAUUCUAAAUCGUAGUAAACAUAUAGGAAGAAAAUAUAAAAUAUAGGGAAUCCCUUCAUAGGAUAAAUAGAAAAUAAUAAGAAUGUUUAGCAUAAUUUAAAUAGUUUGCUAUUAAAAGAAGAUAAAACAGAGAAUCAAACUCAAAAAUAGCAAAUUAAUUAUGAUAAUAUGAAUCCGCAACAUCAAUUGAUGUAAAAUUAAAGAAUAUAGUCACCUUAAUCAAACAGGUAGAAAAAAGUAAAUAGUUCUUAUAAUUAGAUUAUUAGAUCAGAAAAUCCACUUCAUGUAAAUGGAUCUCAUAUUAAUCAAUCUCCUCUUUAAAAUACGAGCACAAUUCAACAAAAAUAUCUUGAAUCUGAAUCUACAAAUAAUAUAUCACCAUGGGUAGGAAUUAAGCGCGAAUAGAUAAGGACAGCCUCUCCAUCUCAAGGAAGAAAGCAUAAUAUUUUCAAAGACUACUUUAAUGCUUCAGAAAACAUUUAUUAAAUGCAAGGAUUUACACUAAAAAAUAAUUAAAGCUAGUUAAAUUAAUAAUUGAAUAGCAGUCACAGCUAGUAAAUACCACAGUAGAUAAUGCAACAAUCAUUAACAUUACAACCUCAAAAUUAGUUUAGUGGAAAUUCUCCUUUUUUUAAAAAUAAUAGCUAACCUUAGCAAGGACUCUUCUUUAACUAAGCAAUUAAUAAGCCUUUUUUUUAAUAGGCUUAAUAGUCUUAAAAUAACUAAAAUAAUUUUGCAUCUCUAAAUCCAUCUCUAAUUGAUUAAAAUAAUUUGAUAGGAUUUCAAAAUUAAUAACAUUUUCUAGCCAUAAAGAGCAGACCUUAUUCAUACACUUCUCAUAGAAUGUUUCGACCAUAAAAAUUAGGACUAGUUUCUAAAUUAACUUCUAAUUAAGAGUUAAAGCAAGUUACCACUAAUAACAAUAACAGUAACUACUAUUACUUAACUGAUAAAAAUAAAGAUUGGAAUUAAGCGAAGAAUAACUGGAUAGGAAGUUUAAGUGGUUGUCUUUUUAGUUAAGCUGUAAAAGUGAAUGACAACAUUUAACUGAAAAAUAAAAAUAUAUCUAGCUAUUCUUAAAAGAAAAAAAAAUAUUUAAUAAAAUAAGUUAGUUAGGAACAUCAACAUUUUAGAAAUUAAUAAAAAGAUUAAAUUAAUCCUUAAAGUCUUUCAUAUUUAUAGAAAACUAAAAAUUAAAUGCAAAGUACACCUUAAUUACAGAUAAGCUAAAAAAUGAUAUUCAACAAAGCUUGA
Tetrahymena thermophila SB210 is the source of this 1341-nucleotide messenger RNA. RefSeq lists its product as hypothetical. The record is from RefSeq and is a predicted model, not a curated record. The transcript is spliced from 4 exons. NCBI's taxonomy places the organism in Eukaryota, Ciliophora, Oligohymenophorea, Hymenostomatida, Tetrahymenidae.